AUGGCAAAGAACAGUGCAGUGGCUGUCAAAGUGAUGCGGUUAUUGUUUGUCGUGGCUAGAAAAGAGAUUGGUUACAUGUGGAACUGCUCAAAAAAUGUUAGAAAGAUCAGACGCGAAGCUGAAAAACUCAAAUGUAUUAGGGAGAGGGUUCAAGAACAGAUAAAUAUCCGUACAGGAGAUCAAUUCUCGUGUGAAGUGGAAGAUUGGAUGAAGGAUGCAGACACUGAAAUAUCCAAGGUUGGGGAAUUUCUUGAACAGGAACCUAAUGUGAAGAAGAUGCAUUGCAAAGUUGGUUUGUGUGGUAAUUGGGGAACUCUUCAUCAUUAUGGUAAGAAUGCAACAAAGAUGGCUCCUUCUCUACGACAGCUCCUAAAAAGUGGCAACACUUAUGAAAGGUCCUUCUCUGUUUAUACUCCUACACCCGGAUCACUAGAUGUUUAUCAAAACAAAUAUCUUGAUGAUCUUCAUACCCACAAUUCAGCUUUGGGGGAUAUCAUUAAGUCUCUUGAAGAUGAGAGCAUACAGAUCACUGGAAUCUAUGGGUUGGGAGGCGUAGGGAAAACGACAUUAGCCAUGAAAAUUGUUGCUAGAGUAGUUAAGAAUAAUAUGUUUGCUCAUGUUGCGUUUACAACCGUCUCACAAAACGUAGAUGUUAAGAAGAUUAAAAAAGAUAUUGGAGAAGCAAGGAAGCGAAUAAAGAAAGGGGAAAAGAUUCUAAUCAUAUUAGAUGACGUUUGGGAAAGAUUAAAUUUGGAAAACUUGUGUAUUCCAUGUGGGAAUAAUUACAUGAAUUGUAAGAUAUUAUUGAUAUGUAGAAGCGAAAAAUUGUGCCAGGAAAUGAAUGCUCAAAGUAUUUGUUUAAACUCGUUGCCACUAGAAGAAGCAUGGAUUCUUUUCAACCAUGUGGUCGGUGAAAGAUUGGAGACGGAUUCCAACUUGAAACCAGUUGCUUUAGAGGUUGUUAAAGGAUGUGAUGGAUUGCCACUACUUAUUCAAGCAGUCGGAAAUGCUUUGAAAGAUGAAAGCAUCAAAUCAUGGGAAUCAGCUCUUACUCAACUGCAAGAACAUGCACCAUCGAAUAUCGAUGAGGAGAUACGAAAAUCAUAUACUCAGUUAAAGCUAAGCUAUGACUAUCUUAAAAGUGAAGAUCCCAAGUCGUGCUUCUUGCUCUGUAGCAUGUUCCCUGAAGAUAUUUCAUUGGAAUACUUGGUACGUUAUGGGGUGGGUUUAGAAAAAUUUGAUGACCUGGAUAGCAUAGAGGAUGCAAGAGGCAGGGUUAAAAAUGCUGUUAAUAUCCUCACUUCUUCUGGCUUGUUAUUAAAUAGCAAACGAAAAGGAUGUACCAAAAUGCAUGAUGUUGUUCGUGAUGUGGCAUUGAUAAUUGCAUCUCAAAGCAAUAACAAAUUUCUGGUGAAAGCUCAGAAAGGUUUAACUAAAUGGCUACCAACAGGCACUAGCUUAAAAAGCUACAAAGGAAUUGCACUCAUGCAAAAUCACAUCAUCAAGCUCCCUAAUUAUAAGGUGAACGUACCACACCUUGAGAUUUUCCUUGUAUUUGGCAAUCGUAAAUUGUCAAAGAUUUCUAAUAAAUUCAUUGGGUGCAUGAAAAAAGUAAAGGUUUUAGAUAUUUCGUUGAAUAAUAUCUCAUCCUUGCCACAAUCAUUUCAACUCCUCACAAAACUUCGUAUGCUCAAUCUUUGUAGAAAUAAAUCUCUUCAUGAAAUUUCGAUACUUGGGGAUUUAAAGGAUCUUGAGAUUCUGAUUCUAGAUAAAACCAAAAUCAAUGAAAUUCCUAAGGAGAUUGCCCAUUUAGUAAACUUAAGGGUGCUUCAUGUUAGACAUUGUAACUAUCUAUCUCGCAUAAAGCAGGGUAUUAUAUUAGCGCUGUCGAAAUUGGAGGAGUUACGUAUUGAAUUUAAGUUGAAGUUCAAAGGAGGUUCUGAAAGUAUUAUUGAGAUAAUGAGCUUGCCAAAGCUGGCAUACUUGGACUUAACCGUUCCAAGUAUCCGUUAUAUUCCUCCUCAAGGACAAGAUUUCAAUUUCGGAAAAUUGAAAGAAUUUGUGAUUCAAAUAGGAAAAUACAAUCGAAAUGCUUCGAACAUCAGCUCCUUCUCAUGGUCAGGUCGUUAUCUAGUUCUUUCAAGAAGACAUCUUCAGAAUUUGUUAGUGAAGAGGUUAAAGAAACUGAUGGAGAGUAGUCGUCUUGUUACAAUUUUAAAUGAAAUUAAAAAUAUAAAUAAUAUGAUGCCAACCCUAUAUGAUGAAAGUUUCAAUAAUUUAGAGCAUAUUCAGUUGGAGGAUUGCCCUAAUGUGUCAUGCUUAGUGGAUGAUGGCACAAGGUGUGUUGGGGAUGAAGGGAAAACUAAGGAAAAGUUUUUCAAGGAACUUAAAGCCCUUACACUUAAAGAUCUUAAUAAGUUGGAGGUGUUAUGGAGAUGCCGGGAUGAAUAUAUUAGUCUUACUAACCUAGUCAUUCUCAGCAUUUUCCGAUGUAAUAAGUUAGAAAGAGUGUUCACGGUGAGUGUAGCAAAAAGCCUUGUCAAUCUCAAUGAACUAAAAAUUGAAAGUUGUGAAGAUUUAGAGGAAGUGAUUUGGGGUGGUGAUGGUGGAGAUGAUGGGUCUCAAAAUACUCAAAAGCUUCUACUCAGGGAGCGAGAAUUGUCGCAUCAAAUAUCCAUCUUUGGUGGAUGUUAA
Messenger RNA from Erigeron canadensis, 2694 nucleotides. RefSeq names its product probable disease resistance protein At4g27220. The transcript is spliced from 2 exons. Bases 1 to 2694 code for a protein of 897 amino acids. Lineage: Eukaryota; Viridiplantae; Streptophyta; Magnoliopsida; Asterales; Asteraceae. The record is from RefSeq and is a predicted model, not a curated record. Gene Ontology annotation, molecular function: ADP binding; protein binding.